UUUAACAAGCGUAGGAAUGGUUUAUUAGUCCACACAUUAGGGUUCCAUUAGCACCAGACAUGGCAAGAAGAAUAAAUGUAUCCUGCGGAGCCUGUAGAGCGCAACGCAAGAAAUGCUCACAAGAAUGUACUUUGGCUCCACAUUUUCCUCCCGAUGAUCCUCUCAAAUUCACCAUCGUGCAGAAAGUAUUUGGAGCCAAAAAUAUCAUCAAGUUGCUUCAAGAGGUGGAAGCUGACAAAAGAGGAGAUGCGUUAAAUAGCAUGCUGUAUGAAGCGAGUGCAAGGGUGAACGAUCCCAUUUAUGGCUGUGCAGCUGAAGUUUAUCAACUGCAGAAGGAAAUUGCUGAGCUGGAAUCCCAAUUGGCAACCACAAAGGCAGAGCUAAACCAAAUGCGGUCUGAGUAUGGUAAGCUUGUAUUUCUCAUGGGCACUGGUUCUCUCGAUGAUCAACUUGUUUAUCCAAUAGAUGCCACAUCACCACCAGGAGAAUAUAUCAUCUAUGAGGAAGUGGAUCCCUUUCUGUCAUGUGGUCCGUUAUGGGAAGCAUAGAAUUAUAAGAGUCAGUUGCUUGAGGUACCCUUCGAACAUAUAUUCCUUACCGUUUGAAGGAUUACAUAGUCUAUUCCAAGCAGCGAUAUUCUAACCAUUGAAAUAAAAUAUGGAUAAGAGGUUUACAUUACAGUAUGUAAAAUUAUGGAGUUAAAUAAAAUAUGGA
Molecule: messenger RNA, 714 nt
Organism: Cryptomeria japonica (Japanese cedar)
Lineage: Eukaryota; Viridiplantae; Streptophyta; Pinopsida; Cupressales; Cupressaceae
Product: LOB domain-containing protein 1
Exons: 2
Coding region: 60-548 (162 amino acids)
Source: RefSeq, a predicted model, not a curated record